Lycium barbarum (goji berry) is the source of this 763-nucleotide messenger RNA. RefSeq lists its product as uncharacterized. The transcript is spliced from 3 exons. NCBI's taxonomy places the organism in Eukaryota, Viridiplantae, Streptophyta, Magnoliopsida, Solanales, Solanaceae. The record is from RefSeq and is a predicted model, not a curated record. Bases 215 to 538 code for a protein of 107 amino acids.
UAUUGUUUAAUUGGGCUUCUAUUAGAUCACCAACUACUGAUAUUUCAACAUCUUAGAAAGCUAGCACUGGUCAGAUUUCAGAAUCACUUUGUCCACUUCUGCAAUCUCUCUCUUGAUAAACAUUCAACCAUAGCAGAUAAAUUUACACUAAUAUGCCUUAUAUAUUGCACAUAUUAUAGAGAGAAAAUAAGGCCCUUACUUGUGUGUCCACAUUAUGAACCAGCAAGAGAAUCAAGACUUGGCUUCUUCCUUGCCUGCUCUUCCACGGUUAGAUCGCCUUGAUCGCCUACACUUUUGCAUUUCAAGGUCCAGCUCAUCAUCAGGGCAUGUUUCAGUUACAGUAGGCCAAGCCCAGGACCAAAAAUCAAAACUCCGGGAUAGGAAAGGCCCUGAUCAUCUUGUAGUUGAGGAAAAGGGCUUGACUAAUGAAAUACCUUUGACAAAAAAGACAGAACAAAGUACUAUUACUAAUAAGAGUAGGAUUGAGAGAAGGAUAUCCCUCAGAAAAUUGCUUGGGUGGCUCCGACUGGGAUGUUAAACUAUGAUAUGUGAAUGUUUGGAACCAUUGUUAUAUAUGCCUUAAUGAAGCAGUUGGUUUAACAGAUUCGCUCUUUUUCGCUUUUAUCUUAACUAAAGUACUCCCGGAAAAGUACAGGAGUGUGUCAGUUUACUCGCAAAGUUUAAGUGUAUAACUGCAAAUUUGGUGCAAGUUCAGGAGUGAAUUAUGUAUCAAACAACAUAUUAAUAUAAGAUGUUAUAAAUU